AUGACUGGCUCGAGUGGAGAAGAGGAUCUCAGUAAGGAGACACCGGUAGCGUCGGAUACUCUUUAUGAGCAAGCCAACCUGCAACAACAACAACUGGAACAACAACAGCAACAUCUGCUGCUGCAAUCAUCAGUAGCGUCUUCCUCUUAUAGCUCAAGGAAGAAUAGCAAUGCUUCGAACUCGAAUAAGAACAGAAGUAGUACAUCUUCAUCGUCGUCAACAGCUCCAAUUCGUCCACCUUCUUUGUUACGUGCUCAGACGGCUAACAAUGUAUUAGCAGUACUGACAAGUACGACACCCAAGUCACACCAAGGCCAUAGAUCAUUGAGCAAUAGCGAUAACGAGUUUUCAUCGCAAUCGCAACAAAAGUCGGUCUUGUCCAACAAGAAUUUCCACUCACCAAGAAGCCCGUCUUCGGCUCAAAAUGCUUCUGGCAAUGGCAAUGGCAAUACCAAUACCAAUACCAAUACCAAUACCAAUACCGGCACGGUAGCAAAUUUAUUUACACAUUCACAUCCACUUCCACAUUCAUCAAUUGGCCGCUCAUCGAGUAGUUCUGUUAUAAGGACAAGGUCUAAAUCAUCAGGACACCACGACUUGAUUCAACAGAAUGCACAAUAUUUGGCUCAGGAAAAGUCAUACUUGAAAAAGUUGAAAAAUCAAAUGGCUGAUGACUACUAUACCAAGGGGAUAUCUGGAGCCUCUGGCAAUGAUGAAGAUGGCGGCGAAAGCAUCCCUGAGGAAUACGAAGAUGAAGAUGAAGAUUACGAGAACAACACGUUUUUUGACGGCGAUAGUGCACAAUUGUUAGCAACAAUUGAUGACGAUAAGUACCAAAUUGACUAUAGUAUAGCUUUAUCCUUGAUGAAAAACUCUAGUGUCAAUUUGAAAAAGAUUACUAAUUUCCGCAACAAGGAAUCAGAUGACGACCCGGCAAUAAUUGAGAGAUUGGACUGGCAAUCAAUGCUAACCUCAGUUUUAACUGGUGACGUUGUUCGCUCGGAAAAGACGAAAAUAAUCAAUAAUCGUAAUCCAGAUAAUCCUCUUGAAGGAUAUUUUCAUGCAACGUCGAAAGAAAACAUUUGGUCUGGAAUACGAGCCAAGAUAUUCAACAGAACCGAAGAUGAUCAAAGGAAAAUAGUCGCUUAUAGGCGAACCUUGGUGGAACAGUUAAUUGAAGAUAUUAUGCAAUUCGAAGUUGAUUAUGAUAAUCACAAUGGCAAAACGAUACGAGAUCAAGUGGAAUCGAUACUAAAUCGUUAUGACGAAGCGUGCAAUUUGUGGAGAAAUUUAGAGGAAAUGCGUACCGAUAAGCCAGCUUGUCGUAGUGAAGAAUUUCAAAACAGAAUAGAUGCAUUAACUGCAUGGCUAACCAUUACCGAUGCUAUCAACCGAGAAACACAGGCUUUGAGAAUAUGGAUAGGAAAUGACGAACUAGAUAUUUCCAAGUCUCCGGUUGAGAUACCAUUAGAUACGUCGCAGUCCUUGACAUCAAAUAGCAAAAUUGUCAAGAAAAUAUUUGGCGAGGAUAACAAGUCAUUGGCUGAACGAUUAAUGAAAGAAAAAGAUGUUCACACAAUUUUCCAAAAACGAAUCUUUAAACCGAUUUCUCCUUGGAUGAUAAAGUCGAAAGAUACUUAUAUCAAAUUGGGCCAUAUGUUUGAGAUAAUGAAAUUACCAGAUUACCUUCAUGAUUUAAUUCAGAUUUGUAUUAUUCCUAUGAAAUUGAUAAAAGAAAUAAUUAAUGUGCGAUUAGGGUAUGCCAUGAAAUUGCCAGACCCAACAUUAAUGAUGAUUGAUCAGAUGCUUGAAGACUUUAAAUCCUAUAUUACCAUUGCAUUGGAAGUCAAGCUGGGUAUACAAGAGUAUAGAAAACCAGACUCAGAAAGGAAGUGGUUACUUGGUGAUUUGUUUGAUGCGGAGAUUAGUGAUUUCGAUAAAGUCUUAUUAAAGUCCAUAAGGUACUACUUACUACUUUCAAAUAAAAAGUUACUCGAUAGCUCAAGAUCCCCAACCAAUUUUCGAACAUUUAAAGAACCAGAAGAGUUGGAAGAGACAUGGAACUUCUUAAAGUCAUUGGGCUAUUACAUCGAUGGUGGAUCAGCUGUUGUUGCUGGGGAAAUUGCCUCUUUAACACUGCGUUUGAACCUGAGGCUUUUGGCAUAUUUUAAUCAUGCAAUUAGGAAUCCAGCCUAUAACGGUGAGCCUGGUGACUUGGUGAGAUGGUAUAGUGCCACAUUAGACAAUUUUGGUCAAACACGUCGAAAAUUAGCUAGAUUUACUGGUGACAUAUCCAGAUCCUUCACAAAUUCAAUAGUAUUGGAAAUACCCUACCACCAACCACAUAAAAACAAUACAAAAAUCUUGCUCGAUAUCUUAAGGGCCACAAAUCAUUUCUUGGUUUUUACAAAUACCAUUGAAUCUCAGGGAACAUAUUUUUUUGCUAGCCCCGAACUUGCCGGAAAUGAGCAAGAAAUACUAAAGAUUUUGAAUGGAGCUUAUGUUGGUUUGGAACCUAACAAUAGAGAGUCGACUUUUUCGUCGUUGCUUAAAAUGCUACAGAUUAGUGAACUGUUUUCAGACUAUAAUCAAUUAGAAGAUUCCACUGAAGAAGCAUACAUUAUAGCACUUUGUCCGAUGAAACCAAUUGUUUGGGAGGGUACCGUAGUCAAUGUAAAUAUCGAGUCAGUUCCAAUCAUUGAUUUGAAAAAUGGACAAUUAUUGAUAAUUACGAAAUUGCCACAUUACCUGUUGCAUUUGAUACGAGACAAAUUUUUGGAUAUUGCAAGUGAAGUGUUUCAGACUGAAAGCGAAACAAAACCUCUUGAGCAAAGGUGCUCGUUGGCAAAAGUGCACAAAGAGUUAUCAAAGACAAAUCGAGCAUUUUUUCGCAUGAGUUUAAGUGUUUUGGACUCGGUGAAGAUUGUCCUGGCCCAAUUCAAGGCUUUGGACACAAGAGGGGAUAGCCAAGCAGUUAUCAACAAUUAUUUUGUAUUUGCUCGUGAUUAUGCAAAGAAUGCAACCAAAAGCCUUAACGCGUACGGUAAAUCGGCGGUUAUCUCAAAGAUGAUCCAGCUAGCAAUAGAUUGGGUGAGUUUUAUAUGUGAUGAUUGUGUUCCCACGGAUAGAAAGACAUUUAGAUGGUGUGUUUUGGCAUUGGAAUUUGCCAUGGACAUGACUCGUGGGGUCAACAUCUUAUUUUUGAACGAUGAACAGUUUGGCAAGUUGAAAAUCAAGGUUGCUAGAUGCAUGUCAUUGUUGAUAUCUCACUUUGAUAUAAUGGGAGCCAGAUCUAACGAGGCUGAAAAGAAUAAAUUGUUGAAAUGGUCAUCUCAGCGACAAAAUAUAGAGAGUUCUCUGAAUGAUGAGUAUGCGCAUAAGCUUUAUCACGAGGGAGUUAUGCAGCAAAUUGCAGAGAUUGAAAAGUAUAGAGAAGAAUUACUGAAUGAGUAUCAGUCUACUGGAAAGGUUAUUGACAAUAGCGACAUGGAGUACCAAUUUGUUACUUUAUUAGCGUCAUCGUUCUCGAGUGUUUCGAUCAGGUGGCAGAAAGGUAAAUACAUCGGAGGUGGAACAUUUGGACAAGUAUUCUCUGCUGUCAAUUUGGAUACUGGUGGAAUUAUGGCUGUCAAGGAAAUUAGAUUUCACGAUAGUCAAUCAAUCAAGAGUUUGGUACCGCUGAUAAGGGAAGAAAUGACAGUUUUGGAAAUGUUGAAUCACCCUAAUGUAGUACAAUACUUUGGUGUUGAAGUGCAUCGUGAUAAAGUUUAUAUCUUUAUGGAAUUUUGUGAAGGAGGAUCUUUGGCUAGUUUACUUACCCAUGGUCGCAUUGAAGAUGAGAUGGUGAUACAAGUAUACACAUUACAAAUGUUGGAAGGAUUGGCGUAUUUACAUCAAUCUGGUGUAGUCCAUAGGGAUAUUAAACCCGAGAAUAUUUUACUUGAUCGCAAUGGAGUCAUAAAGUUUGUUGAUUUUGGAGCUGCAAAAGUUAUUGCAAAUAGUGGAAGAACAAGAGUAUCCACUAUGUCGAUUCGUCCUGCUCCUCCUGAAGCUAACAAACCGAAUGUAAACACAAUGACUGGUACUCCAAUGUACAUGUCUCCAGAAGUGAUUACUGGGGAAACGAAUGAUAGAACUGGUGUUGUUGAUAUUUGGUCUUUAGGAUGUUGUGUUUUGGAAAUGGCAACGGGAAGAAGACCAUGGGCCAAUCUUGAUAAUGAGUGGGCAAUUAUGUACCAUAUUGCUGCAGGUCACAAACCACAAUUACCGUCACCGGACCAGUUGAGCGAGCAAGGAAGAAAAUUCUUGUCGGCUUGUCUUGAACACGAUCCUACAAAGAGACCAAGCGCAGUUGAACUUUUGAAUACCCCCUGGAUGGUUUCAAUUAGACAAUUGGCAUUUGGUGGAGGGUCUGAAUUUAGCACUCCUUCGUCAGAGAAUGGGACCAUGUAA
This is a messenger RNA of Lodderomyces oxycetoniae, 4452 nucleotides long. RefSeq names its product mitogen-activated protein kinase kinase kinase (gene SSK2). Bases 1 to 4452 code for a protein of 1483 amino acids. The record is from RefSeq and is a predicted model, not a curated record. Lineage: Eukaryota; Fungi; Ascomycota; Pichiomycetes; Serinales; Debaryomycetaceae. Gene Ontology annotation, biological process: p38MAPK cascade; protein phosphorylation. Gene Ontology annotation, molecular function: MAP kinase kinase kinase activity; ATP binding. Gene Ontology annotation, cellular component: cytoplasm. The transcript has a single exon.